Molecule: messenger RNA, 137 nt
Organism: Funneliformis geosporum
Lineage: Eukaryota; Fungi; Glomeromycota; Glomeromycetes; Glomerales; Glomeraceae
Source: the annotation of a GenBank genome assembly
GCUUGCGUUGUUCACAUUGUUUUAAUUACCUUUCUGAUUUAAUUGAGGAAUUAUUACAAUCUUACAAUUAUAGAUUACAAAUAAAUGGAGAUAUUGAUAACUUGACAGAUUCUCAAGUGCAAGAUGAUGAUGAUUAA